This is a messenger RNA of Bactrocera dorsalis (oriental fruit fly), 2684 nucleotides long. Its product is annotated as valacyclovir hydrolase-like. NCBI's taxonomy places the organism in Eukaryota, Metazoa, Arthropoda, Insecta, Diptera, Tephritidae. The transcript has 3 exons. Bases 174 to 1019 code for a protein of 281 amino acids. The record is from RefSeq and is a predicted model, not a curated record.
UAUGAUUACAAUAAUUAAUUUGAGCUCAUACUGGUAUUACUGUUUCUUAUCCGCAAUGCUUAUCAGCAAACGACACUAAUAUGAUCGGUAAAUGGUGUCGGUAUUCUUCAUUCUAUUUUGCUGCUUAUCAUUAAGCCACUGGACGUUAUUUCUUCUCCAUCCAGGUUUGCAUAAUGUUCCACGUGGGACCAAAUCUGUAUAGCCGAAUCCUAAAGCCGUUGGUAAAUUGUACUAUGUCGCAACGCAAUAAUUACAUAGAAACAAAAGUAAAACUUAGUGACGGCAUCACCAUCAAUUAUGUACAAACGGGCAAAGGGGACAAAAACGUAUUGAUAAUGCCUGGUGCACUUGGCUCUGGCUGGUCACAUUUCAAACCACAAAUUGAAAAGCUACCUGAGCUGCUACCAAAUCAUACAAUAAUUGCAUGGGAUCCGCCCGGUUACGGAAAGUCGGUACCGCCAAAACGACGCUUUGAUCUCGACUUUUUACAAAACGAUGCACGUUGUGCUGUAGAGCUGAUGCAUACUUUAGGAAGACCCAAAUUUUCUGUAUUAGGAUGGAGUAAUGGCGGCGUAACUGCCAUCAUUGUGGCGGGUCGUUUUGUCGAAUGUGUCGAAAAAUUAGUUAUAUGGGGUGCGGGUGCUUAUUUGAAUGCUGAAGACGAAAAAACAAUGCUUUUGCGCGAUGUGCAGAAAUGGUCACAACGGAAUCGUGAAGCAAUGGAGAAAGUAUACGGUGUUCCAAAAGUCUGGUCUGCGUUGACUGAUGCUCUGUUUGCAAUUUAUAAAGAUCGUAAAGGAGGUUAUUGUUGCACAGAAGUAAACCAAAUAAAAGCGCCAACUUUUAUAUUGCAUGGCAAAAAAGAUCCAAUGAUUGCCGCCGAGCACAUAUCAUAUCUAAGGGAACGUAUAAAAGAUUGCAAAUAUUAUGAAUUCCCCGAAGGCAAACAUAAUAUUCAUCUACGUUAUGCAGACGAGUUCAAUAAAUUGGUAGCGGAUUUCUUAACGCAAAAGCCCUAACAUCGUACUGAAAGCAAAACAAUUUGAUAUACAGGGUUUGUCCGUAAAGUAAUAGUAAUAAUACUGAGUUGAAAUAGGCUCCUUCUGCGUCGAUGCAGCGCUGCCAGCGCGAUUUCCAAGCAUUGAAGGCAUCACGGAAGGCAUUCUCUGGAAUAAAUUUGAGAGCUGAGGCACAUGCUGCUUGGAUCCCCUCUCUCGUCUCAAAAUGCUCGGAAGAUUGCCUCUUUGUCUCGGGAUCAUACUAAAAGAUCCAUGACUCGUCACCUGUGAUUACGUUAUUCAAAAAUUGGGGGUCCCUUCCACACAUGUUCAAAUUUUCUUAGCUCACUGCCACUCGCCGCAAUUUCGCGUCGUCAGUGAGCACUUUUUGAACCAUCUUCGCGCACAUCUUGCACUUGUUCAAGUGCUCCGUCACAAUGUCAUGAACCACAAAAUUUUAUAAAUUUAACAUCUGUACAAUUAAACGAAUACUUAGUCGACGGUCUUAGUUUUUUUUUUUUUAUAGAAGGAAGCAUCGAAAAACGGAGUGCGGGACUUUAAUCCGCUAAACCCAACCUACUCCCACCUUAUGUCUCUCCCACGGGAUCACUGGACAAAGUAUUACUUCAUGGGAGAGAAGAAGACGUUUAAGUCUCCUCUAUUGCACGGACUGACUGACGCCUAAUCUGUUCUAAUUGUCUCAAUUUUGUCAUAAUUUGAUUUGCCACUUCACUGACAGCUUUCCACUUUACAGAUGACUCGCACAUAAGUACUGUCAAAUUUUCCACCGUGAUACUACCUCCAAGGGUGGUUUCAGCUUUUCCCUUUUGCUUGAAAACCGAGGACAAUAAAAGAACACGUGUUCAGAGUCUUUUCUACACUCUGAACACGUCGGACAGUAUGGACUAAAGUCUUGACUAUAUUUGCAAAGGUAGCUUCUGAAGCAACCAUGCCCACUGAGUAUUUGGGUAAGAUGGAAAUCAAGAUCCCCAUGUUGUCUACCUAUCCACGAGUGUAUGUCCGAAAUCAGUCGGUAGGUCCACCGUCCUUUGCAUGAAGAUUGCCACCGUUGCUGCCACAUUGCAAUGCUUUUAUUUCUCUCUUAUCUUUUUGCUGUGGUAGACGUCUCUGAUAAAUUAUAUAUUCGCGCGAAUUCGUCUCACUGGAUGUCGACGGUCUAAGUUCAAACCUUUGUGCACACGAGUCACAUUGUCGGUGUUUGUUGAAGUCACAGGUCUCCCAGCACGGUCUUCAUCAGCGACCUCUUUCCCGCCCUACAAAAGGGCCGGGUGCCACCAAACCACAAUUCUUCUUGCUAAAGCAACAUCUGGGUAAGCCAGCUUGAUCAUAUCAAACGUCUCUGCCGCAGAUUUACCGAGUUUCACACAGAAUUAAAUCGUGUACCUCUGCUCUAACAAACGCUGCAUUUUCGGCUUGCACGUCGCGGCGGAAGAAAAUAAGUCCUAUUACUUUCCGGACAAACCCUGUACGUAUAUAUAUGUAUGUAUAUCCUCGAUGACCUUUUGAUAAUCCCGCAGUCAGCAGAACCGAUUGUGGUAAUGUGUUGUUUAAAUGUUAAUUCGUCUUAAGUGAAAAGUAAAAGUUUUUUACUAUUUAUAUAUUUGAUAUAUAUUUAUAAACACAUGUAUAUAUAUAUAAAUAAAAUAUAUAAAAUAUCUGUUAUAA